Molecule: messenger RNA, 10778 nt
Organism: Oncorhynchus nerka (sockeye salmon)
Lineage: Eukaryota; Metazoa; Chordata; Actinopteri; Salmoniformes; Salmonidae
Product: adenomatous polyposis coli protein 2-like
Exons: 14
Coding region: 18-7559 (2513 amino acids)
Biological process (GO): positive regulation of protein catabolic process; regulation of cell differentiation; Wnt signaling pathway
Cellular component (GO): catenin complex; beta-catenin destruction complex; cytoplasmic microtubule
Molecular function (GO): gamma-catenin binding; microtubule binding; beta-catenin binding
Source: RefSeq, a predicted model, not a curated record
CACAACAUUGUCUGAAGAUGGCAAACUCCACGGCUUCCUAUGACCAGCUGGUCUACCAGGUGGAAGCUCUCCGCCAGGAGAAUUCCCAUCUGCGGAGAGAGCUGGAGGACAACUCCAACCACCUGUCCAAGCUGGAGAACGAGACCACCGACAUGAAGGGGGUUCUGAAGGGGCUGCAAAGCAAACUGGAGCUGGAAGCUGGCACUUUGGCCUCUUCCGGGAGGACUGAUGUGCUGGACCAGCUCAAAGAGUUGCACAUGGACUUGACCAACUACUAUGAGCUGAAGUACCAGCCGCAAAACAUGCGCGUUCUCCCAGACAGUCUAGCCAGUCUGGCAGCUCAGUCAGGUGACAUGGACGAUUGUCUGGCCUGCUUGCCUCCCUCCUCCUCCAGAGCCAGGAGCCCCCUGCGGCCUUCAUCCCGCCAGAGCUCCUCUCUGUCUGGGGAGGGCACGGCUGUGAACCCUGGAGCCCUGACCAAAGUCAUGCUGGGAGACAGGCGCAUCACGGCCCAGCAUCUGGAAGACCUCUACAAAGAGAGAACGAUGUUGCUAAGUGAGAUAGACAAGGAGGAGCGGGAGCGUCACUGGUACUACAGCCAGCUCCAGGGACUGUCUCAGCGGCUGAACCAACUGCCAGGCAUCGACACGUUCUCCAUACAGAUUGACCUCAUUCGCCAGCAGCUGGAGUUCGAGGCACAGCAGUUGCGUUCUGUCAUGGAGGAACGCUUCGGAACCAGCGAUGAAAUGGUCCAGAGGACACAGAUCCGUGUGGCUCGUCUGGAACAGCUGGAGAAAGAACUACAGGAGGCCCAGGAGUCCAGAGGCACCCAGGAGAAGAGCCUGUGUGAGAUCUCAAGCUGUGAAAAGCAGCCUAUUCCCGAAACUGAACAUGCGUUGACUGCUUCUGCUCUGGAUGCACAAGGAGAUGGAAGCAAAGUGGAGAUGGUGUUCUGGCUGCUCUCCAUGCUGGCCAACCGGGACAAGGAGGAGAUGUCCCGCACUCUGCUGGCCUUGUCCAGCUCCCAAGACAGCUGCAUCGCCAUGCGCAAGUCCGGCUGCGUUCCCCUGCUGGUGCAGAUCCUGCACGACGGCCCAGGGGGCGCCGGAGAGUCGGCCAGGAGUGUAGCAUGCAGCCGGGAGGCCCAGUCCAGAGCCAGCACUGCCCUGCAUAACAUAGUGUACUCCCAGCCCGACGAGGGCCAGGCCCGGCGGGAGAUGAGGGUGCUGCACGUGCUGGAGCAGAUCCGCUCGCACUGUGACAGCGGCUGGGACUGGAUUGAGAGCCAUGUGCAUACUCCCUCUCCUGGAGGUACUACAACCACAGACAUCCCUGAGCCAGUGGAGCCCCAGAUCUGCCAGGCCAUGUGUGCUAUCAUGAAGCUUUCCUUCGAGGAGGAGUACCGAAGAGCCAUGAAUGAACUAGGAGGGUUGCAGGUGGUUGCAGAGGUGAUGCACUUGGACCAGGAGCUGUACGGCAUGCAGAACGAUCCCAUCAAUAUGGCACUUCGACGCUACGCGGGAAUGGCACUGACAAACCUUACUUUCGGAGAUGUCGUCAACAAGGCCACUCUCUGCACAAAGAAAAGCUGCCUGCAGGCCAUUGUCACCCAACUUGCAUCUGAUAGUGAGGAACUACAUCAGGUAGUGUCGAGUAUUCUUAGAAAUCUGUCAUGGCGUGCAGACAUCAACAGCAAGAGGGUCCUUAGAGACGUGGGGAGUGUAACAGGAUUGAUAACCUGUGCUCUUCAAGCUACAAAGGAAUCCACCUUGAAGAGCCUCCUCAGCGCUCUGUGGAAUCUGUCAGCACACAGUCCUGAGAACAAGGUGGCCAUUUGCUCAGUAGAUGGGGCUCUGGGCUUCUUGGUCAGCACCCUCACCUACAGAUGUCAGACCAACUCACUGGCAAUCAUUGAGAGUGGAGGUGGCAUCCUGCGUAAUGUGUCCAGUCUUGUGGCCACCAGGGACGAUUACAGGCAAAUCCUCAGGGACCACAACUGCCUCCAAACGCUGCUACAGCACCUGCGCUCCCACAGCCUGACAAUUGUGAGCAACGCUUGUGGGACCCUCUGGAAUCUCUCUGCCCGCAGUCCCAAGGACCAGGAACUGCUGUGGGACCUGGGAGCGGUCAGCAUGCUGCGCAACCUCAUCCACUCCAAGCACAAAAUGAUAGCCAUGGGAAGUGCCGCAGCUCUACGGAACCUGCUCACGAACCGGCCCUUCAAGUAUAAGGAUGCCGCGGUCAUAUCCCCUGGUUCCUGCAUGCCCUCACUCUACAUGAGGAAGCAGAAAGCACUAGAGGCUGAGCUAGAUGCAAAGCACCUUGCGGAGACAUUUGAUUCUAUUGAAAAAAAAACCUGUGCCAAGCAUCCAAGCAUCAACAAGCCACUGUGGCACAUCGAGAGCCUGGCAAAAGAUUAUGCAUCUGACUCGGGCUGCUUUGACGAUGAUGAGGCCCCUAAUGUCUCCAGUAGUCUGGACACAGGGAGUUUCUCCAUGCUCUCCAUGUUCUUGACCAACUCCAACUUUCUUCAAAACCAGCCUCGCAAGAAGGACAGUGAACCGGAGAGAGAUGUGGAGCCACCACAGACAGAGGAAAAGAAGCCAGUGCCUCCAGAAGAUGAGGUGUCUGUUGCAGCAGAAAAAUUAGCAAAAAAGAUCACCAACACUGUGGCUAAGAUUGAUAAGCUUGUGGAGGACAUUACCAUGCAUACAUCUUCGGAGGACAGCUUUAGCCUUAGCUCAGAGGACCGUUUUGCAGACCUGCCCUAUGGAUCAGAUGAACUCCAUGAGGCCCGGGCCAAGUCAUGCUCCCCCUGCCGCCUCUCUGAUACCAGCAGCUAUGCACACAGAGAACGUCUAAACAGAGCCCAUGCUAUCUUACGUCUCAAAACUACCCAUGCAAGUUUGUCCACUGACAGUCUGAACAGUGGCAGCACCAGUGAUGGCUAUUGUGGUAGCAAGGACCAGAUUAGGCCCUCAGCGAGACGGCCUAACAAGCUUGAUCUUAAGGUGGCCCAUCAAGAAUACCUUAACGUCGGAGCUCAUGUCCUCAAUGAGGCAAGUCAGAUCGACGUACCAGAGAGAGAUUCUGUGGACAGCAAAAAUGUGAAAUUGCCUGAUCUUAAUAGCACAGAAACAGAGAAGAGCCAAGCGUUGCCCCCUCAAACACCAGCUAGCCUAUCAACUAAAUUCUCUUCUGAUGUCAGCAUGACUUCCAUAAAGCUGUCCCCUUCCUAUCAACAUGUCCCUCUAAUUCAAAGUGUCGCUAAGUUUGGUGUUGCAAAGACUGCCAUCAAUGUACAUGCAGCUCAAGCAAUGAGGAGACAAGCCUGGGUCCCAACUGUGAUGACUGGGGGGAGUUUAACCAAGUUUUCUCCAAUGAGCUCUGCUAGAAGUCCUACCAUUGGACCAAUGGAGACACUGCAGAAGUAUUCAGUGGAGAACACACCAAUCUGUUUCUCCCGUUGCAGUUCCCUGUCCUCCCUCUCCUCUGGUGAUGAAGCUCUUGACGGGCAGAGUCAAAGUGAAAAUGAGUUAGAGAGUGACUCAUCACUUGAGAUCAUUGAAGUGGAAGAUGAGGAUCUGGUAAAGAGGGAGGAGGAGAAUGAGACCUUGGAGGAUCUUAGUGAUAGCCAACUGCUAGUCACUGAUUCAAAAACCUGUCAAAGCCUUGGGACUGAUCCAAUUGAAAUUCCCUGCCCAACCAAACAUGAAAAGGUGUUCCUGAGGGGUGUCUCACCAGGCAUACUUGAGGACAGAUCACCUUCAAGUUCGUCAGAGAACUACAUUCAUGAGACCCCACUUGUGAUGAGUCGUUGUAGCUCUGUCAGCUCACUGGGUAGCUUUGAAUCUCACUCAAUUGCCAGCUCCAUACUAAGUGAUCCAUGCAGCGAAAUGAUCAGUGGGACCAUAAGUCCAAGUGAUCUUCCUGACAGUCCAGGGCAAACCAUGCCUCCCAGUCGAAGCAAAACUCCAUGCUUUGCUGAAUCAAAUGGUACAGGAAGCCAAAACGCCGGGACAGCAGGGCAGUGGGAAAGCAGCUUGCGCAAGUUCAUGGAUAUUGCAGACUUUAAGGAAAGGUUCAACCUGCCUCCAGAUUUAGACACCAUGAUCUACUUUACAGUGGAAAAGCCGACAGAGAACUUUUCAUGCGCCUCUAGCUUGAGUGCUCUACCUCUUCAUGAGCACUUCAUUCAGAAGGAUGUUGAACUGAAAUUGACCCCCAUACUCCAGCAAAAGGACAACAAUCCAACAUUCCCACAGGCUCAGGGAGAGCCAGAUGACAAUGAGCAUCCUUCCUUUAUGGACCAAGGGGAAAGAUAUAGUGAGGGCAAUUCAGAUGAUGAUAUAGAAAUUCUCAAAGAAUGCAUCAAUUCAGCAAUGCCCUCCAAGUUCAGGAAAGUAAGGCCCUCCCUGAUCUCCACCUUACCCACCCAUGUUCUAAACUCACAAACCCGAAAACCUAUACCUGUUUAUAUGAUGGUUCCUAACAAUGCCAAUCAAAUGUGCUCAGGGAGAAGGAUUGUAAUGCAACAAAAGGACUUAUAUCUGGAUGAUUCCUCAUAUACUGAUUCUGCCGAGGGCACCCCUGUCAACUUUUCCAGCACGACAUCGUUAAGUGACGAAACACUUCAGUACCCAGUGAGGGACAAGGGGGCAAAAGAUUGGAGGGUAAGAAAUAUGAACAAACAGGAAUUGUUGGAUAAAGAGGCAAAGAGAAUUGAAGACCUUCGGGUUUUCUCGCACUUCCACAAGAACACUAAAAUGACCAGUCAGCCUGACAUACCAGUCAAUCAAAUGAACAGGUCAAUCAAACAUGUCAUUCCCACUCAAAGAGUACUGAUGCAGAGCAAAGAGGUGGCUGAUAGAGUGGCUAACCAGAGAAAGCAUGAUCAAUCACCCAUUCAACAAAGACAAAAGCAGGGACAGGUCCUGACAAGGAAACUGGAUCUGCCUAUCAUAAAGCCAAACACAGAGGGGAACCAAAAUCAGAGAGCACUCCAGGGGAACAAUGCUUUUCAGUCCAUCCGCUGUCCCACAGAGGAAGCCAUUUACUGCUUAUACAAUGAACAGACAGACAAAGAGGAGGGAGUGAUUAAAAGGGCAGGGAAAAAACAGAUGAGAGAGUCCAGCAAGAACACUCUCUCCCGAAGUAUGACUAAUAUUGGUCGGAUUGACAAUUCCCAGACAAGACCCAAAGGUUUUAAUAGGAUCAAGCACAAACUAAUAAUGGACGAAACACCCCCAUGUUAUUCUCUUAGUGGAUCUCUUAGCUCUUUGAUUGAUGCAGAAUUUGAGGAACACCAAUCAAAAGCCCAGCAAAUAUGGGUGAAAAACAAACACAACAAGAUAUCUAACCAGGCCCAACAAAAAAGACCAAUGCACAUCCACAAUCAGUAUGAGGAACAAAGCUCACCAAGCUCAGUCAGUAUGGAUCCAGAGGAUGAUCUUCUGCAAAAAUGCAUAACAUCUGCAAUGCCCAAGCAGAGGAAGAAGCUUUCUGCAAUGCCCAAGCAGAGGAAGAAGCUAUCUGCAAGAAAGAAAGCAGAGAAGAAGCAGAAACAAAGAAACGUCAUGCAGAAUGUGGCCAGUGGAUGGAACAAAGAACAAGAAUUUGACAGUGAGGAUAUAGCAUCUGAUAAAGACUCAGACCUCAACAGUGUUGAAUGGAGAGAAAUACAAGAAGGCGCUAAUUCUGUUGUCACACGCUUACAAGCAUCAAAGUCUCAAGAACCGUCCUCUGAAGAGACCGAAUCUGUCCUCUCUUUUAUGUCUGGAUCUAGUUUUACUCCUAAAGAAAAGAAGAUCUUUAAGGACAAAAAAGCUAACAAACCUCUGGACUUUAACCAACGUAAGCCAGUUCCAAAUCUGCCAGUGGUCUUCAGAGGUAGAACAGUGACAUACACCCCUAAGAAAGAGAUAAAUCUCUCACAAAUACCUCCUCCUAACAAAAUGUCACCCAAGACAGAUGCUCCAAAGAAUCCAAACCUUGCUCAACAGAGGUCAAGGAGUCUCCACCGUUUGGGACAACCCCAUGACUCCACACAGUGGUGUUUGCCGAAAAGAAGCUCAACCCCACCUCCGAGGAUACCAAAGAGCUCAUCAUCUGGAUCAUCUCAAAGCUCUACUCCAUCGAGACAGUCACCGAAGAAAAUAACCUUCCCUUCACAAACUAGUCAAUCUGUUUCCAAAAAAGAUACCACACCAGCAAGUAGUCCACCUGAAAGGAAUGGACGUUCCACUGUUCCUUCAAAUCCAACCCCAAAAUCUCCAGCACACAAAACACAGAAGUCACCCGUCCGAAUACCCUUCAUGCAGAAUGCAGCAAGACAGUCCAGAACUCUAUCACCAUUGGUAACCAACCAACACACAAGUAUCAGCAGGCAAAACAGUCAGGUGGCAGGAAAAAGAAUACCUCCAGCCACUCGCAUGACAUCUGUCCAUUCAAGCUGCAGCGAAUCUGACCGCAAUGGGUUCCUGAGGCAAUUGACCUUCAUCAAGGAAUCAAAGACUAUGAUGAGACGUGACGGUCCGUCCUCACGCUCUGUUCCUACCUCGCAGCAUGCAUCGCCCAGAAAAGCAAUCCCAGGUGCUCCUGCAGUCUUCCUCUGCUCAUCUCGAUGCCAAGAGCUAAAGGCAGUUGCUCAGGGACCAAGAAGGAUGCAAGAAAGGGGGCCAGGGCAAAGGCAAGAGUCAAGGCAGGGGCUACAAAGUCAGACUGUGACUCUGUCCAGAGCCUGCUCUAGUGACCGAGACCUCUCAACCAGGCAUCCAGCCAGGAGAACCAGCUCAGAGAGUCCCUGCAGGUUGCCUCAGAGGAACAUCUCUGCAACCAAGCAGCAGGAAAGAGACACAAUCAAGCGGCAUUCCUCAUCGCCCAGCAUUAACAUACUGAGCAGAGUAACCAGCCGUUCCUCCCUCCGCUCCUCGUCCUCUGACUCAAGUGGGCGAGCCAAGAGUGAGGACGAUACAAAUAAGAAGCAGCAGAGAACUGGAUCACGUCUCAAUGACAGAGUCACCUGGAGGAGAAUUCGGGAUGAGGAUGUUCCUCAAAUCUUGAAGAGCACUCUGCCAUCUACUGCACUGCCUCUGUUGCCUGUUCCUGAAGGGCCAAAACCUAAACCACCGGCACUGCCAGGGAAACUGCCGACCAUUUUACUUAAUUCAAGAAAGACGAGCGACGCCACAGUCCAAACAGAGGAUUUCUCAUCCAACAAGACCAACUCAAGCACUUCUCCAACUGUUGAGACAGCUCCAGUCAUCUCAGAGGAGGCAGCGAGACUAGCCCUCCUUAGAAAGAUCAGCAUUGGCUCCGGCCAAGAUGGAGGCUCUGAUAGAUCCCUAAAGAGCUACAGCACAGCCUCUACUGGAAAUUCACACUCUGUGGAAACUCACACAGGUGGCGUCGGUCAUUUCCGUCAGAGCUCCCCCAGCAUGGCGGUUAGGGUUACCCCAUUCAACUACAUACCCAGCCCCAUGGCUUGCUGCCUGCAAGACACACAGAGCCAAGAAACAACAAUCAAUGAGAAGUCAUGUGAUAAAUCUGAAGCGCAGUAGCUACUACGUAGUACCGUAUGUACUUCUGUACAUUUGAGAUUAAUAAAAUCCUACUGUGUUCCUGAUUGAUACUAACACUCAGAUGGCUUAGUUGUGAAUAUCAAUCAUUUUACCUCGGGUAUUGAACCUUUUUUCCCCUCACUGCUUCAGAAAUAUGUCUUCAAAAAAGAACACUUGUCAUGUCAAAUCAUCUGAUCCCACAUGCCAUUCAUACAAGUUGGAUGUAUGCAUAAGACAAGACUUCAAUGGAUAGACUAACACUAUCCUUUAGAGAGGAGUUACGGGGAAUAGCCUAUUCUCUUACAAAAUAACAUUUUUGUACUUUUUGUAUUUGUAUAUAAAUCAUUGCCUGUUAGAAAAGUAGUGUAGACAUGACAACAUACAAAAAAAAGAAAAUUGUAUGUGGAUUCCAAGACAUACAGUACCAUCAUCAAAAUGAAGGAAGUACCAUUAAUGAAAAACAAUAUGCAAAUUAUUGAGUGAAAACCUGGCUGGAAGAGUUUGUGUUUUUGGAAAGGUACUACUGUGUCUCCAAACUAAUUUGAGAAAGACCAUUGAAAUACAUCAAAAUAAGGACAUAAUCUCAUGUACAGUAUUUCUUAUGUACUCACAUGUCACUGCUUCGCCUUCACCACACUACUCACUACUGAGGAUACAACACUGUUAGCAUUCACCACACUACUCACUACUGAGGAUACAACACUGUUAGCAUUCACCACACUACUCACUACUGAGGAUACAACACUGUUAGCAUUCACCACACUACUCACUACUGAGGAUACAACACUGCUUCGCCUUCACCACACUACUCACUACUGAGGAUACAACACUGUUAGCAUUCACCACACUACUCACUACUGAGGACACAACACUGUUAGCAUUCACCACACUACUCACUACUGAGGAUACAACACUGUUAGCAUUCACCACACUACUCACUACUGAGGAUACAACACUGUUAGCAUUCACCACACUACUCACUACUGAGGAUACAACACUGUUAGCAUUCACCACACUACUCACUACUGAGGAUACAACACUGUUAGCAUUCACCACACUACUCACUACUGAGGAUACAACACUGUUAGCAUUCACCACACUACUCACUACUGAGGAUACAACACUGCUUCGCCUUCACCACACUACUCACUACUGAGGAUACAACACUGCUUCGCCUUCACCACACUACUCACUACUGAGGAUACAACACUGCUUCGCCUUCACCACACUACUCACUACUGAGGAUACAACACUGCUUCGCCUUCACCACACUACUCACUACUGAGGAUACAACACUGCUUCGCCUUCACCACACUACUCACUACUGAGGAUACAACACUGCUUCGCCUUCACCACACUACUCACUACUGAGGAUACAACACUGCUUCGCCUUCACCACACUACUCACUACUGAGGAUACAACACUGCUUCGCCUUCACCACACUACUCACUACUGAGGAUACAACACUGCUUCGCCUUCACCACACUACUCACUACUGAGGAUACAACACUGCUUCGCCUUCACCACACUACUCACUACUGAGGAUACAACACUGCUUCGCCUUCACCACACUACUCACUACUGAGGAUACAACACUGCUUCGCCUUCACCACACUACUCACUACUGAGGAUACAACACUGCUUCGCCUUCACCACACUACUCACUACUGAGGAUACAACACUGUUAGCAUUCACUUUUGAACCACUGCAGGAAUUAUUAUUGCUAAUAGUUAACCUUAAACAAUCAGCACUGCUGGAACUCUGUGUUAUCUGUAUUCUGUCUUUAAAGUAGUAUUUCAAUGCGUGCAGGCAUACGGUAGAACUAUAAGCUUCCCAGUGAGCAAAAACAACUCUGUGUUGCUCCUUACAGCAUGUUAAAUACACCUGUAUUACACCUCUUAAUAUUGUGGAUGUUGGACUAAAAUCAACUUCUCAGUGGUAUUCUUCAUUAUUUAAAAAGUUCAACAAAAAAGAACCAGUAAACAUGCAUUUCUAGUCCAUCUGCAAUCUGGAUCAAGUGGCAAUGAAGUAACGUCAUGCUCAUUGAUGCUCGUUGUAUAUGAACAGGCUAAAUGACUUGACUGUAUUUCAACUUAAUAGCUGUAAAUGCCUUUGUCUAUUGAAUGCUAUAACAUAUUUGUGUUUGCCUCUAGAAUCAGUUAUACUUAAAGUAAUCACAGGCAGGUAAAAGAUGGUGUUAAGGUGGCUGAUGGUCACUAAGAGAGAAACAACUGUUGGGUUUUACAGACGUGUACUCUUACAGAAAUGAUUCUGUAUAACUAUUUACAGAAAUGUGUUAAUAUUUGCUUAAACGUCUUGCUGCCAGUAGUGAUAGGUCAAAGAACUCAAGUAUAAGAAAUUAAAAUAAUUAAUAUUCUCUGUAGUUGUAACAUCACCUGUUCAUAUGUUCUCCGGUCAUAUGUUCUCUGAGAGGUGUAACCAAGACAAAAGUGCUUGACAAAAAGUAAACUAAUCUGGCUUGAUCUCCAUGACAUUUAAGGGCUGUUUAUUCUCAUUAAAUGUGCAGUGUUGAAUUGUGUCAACAAGUAACAUGUCCAUGUUUUACUCGUGUUUUCAGUAAUGCAAUGAACCAAGUCUCUUUGUCACACAAACAUUGUCGCAUAAUGGCCAUUGAUAAUGUAUAAACAGCCCUUAAAGACAAAUAGUGAGUGUGCAGUAUGUAGGAAAGUUUUGUCAAAGACGAAGACAUUAUCUUUGAAAGUUUUGUCAAGAUCCUUACAACUGAAGUGUUGUAUAUGCUAUGUUACGAUUAAAAUGUCCAAGGUCGUCCACCAUGAAUGUCAUAUGCUUUGUUUACACCUGGCAUUACAAUACUUCAAGUUAUAUUCAGUGCUUGGAAGCACCAGAAUGAUUUGCAAACUGGUUGUGAACGAGUCUAAUGAAAUCACCUCCAAAGUUGGAACAUAAAAGCUGAUUUGCAUCAGCCAUGACUUGGAACUGGACUACUGUAGCAGUUUCCUGUGAAGAUAACUGUCAUUUUGAUAUUACCCACUUUGCUACAACUAGAAUAAAUGAAGUUGGACAACUGGGUGAAGGGAAGGAGGAUUAUAACAGAUCAGAUAUGGGGGACAAGAAAUCUCAUGCCAGGUGUGAACAGAGCCAUAGGCAGCAAAUGGUACAAUGUGAUAUAGGCCAAGGAAUGAAAGUCAUCCUAAUAAAUGUUCUCAUCAAAUAAAUUGUGGACAACAUUUCAUUAA